AUGGCCGCUGAACAGUCAUCAUCCCUGUUGCACUCCAGCCCUGCCUCAAGGCGCCAAUCCGGGUCGCUCAGACCAUCUGAUGGCCACUCCUCUGACGUAUACUCGCCGUCUGCAGCCCUCCGACCUUCCGCCCUCCCAAUUACAACCGGCCUGCUGGGCUGCGCACUGGUGAUGGUCGUCUCGUCAUUAGUCAUCUUCCUCCUUGGCGUGAACAUAGUGAUCCAGGUACGCACCAUGUCCCGGAAGUCCCUGAGGGGUGCAGCGCUCAAGUGCUUGAACCUACUGCUCAGCCUUUGCGCUAUGUACGGCAUCUACUGCCUCAACCUAUGGACAACUCGCAAACUCCUCGCAAGCCCCUCAGGCACAUACUCUCGUUUGGACAACACUGGUACCGACUUCGAGUUGGAACAGUUCUAG
Messenger RNA from Eremothecium gossypii ATCC 10895, 417 nucleotides. RefSeq names its product AGL024W-Ap. NCBI's taxonomy places the organism in Eukaryota, Fungi, Ascomycota, Saccharomycetes, Saccharomycetales, Saccharomycetaceae. The record is from RefSeq and is marked provisional. Bases 1 to 417 code for a protein of 138 amino acids. The transcript has a single exon.